Plodia interpunctella (Indianmeal moth) is the source of this 2118-nucleotide messenger RNA. RefSeq names its product peroxidase-like. The record is from RefSeq and is a predicted model, not a curated record. Gene Ontology annotation, molecular function: peroxidase activity; heme binding. The coding region runs from base 14 to 1687 and encodes 557 amino acids. The transcript has 10 exons. NCBI's taxonomy places the organism in Eukaryota, Metazoa, Arthropoda, Insecta, Lepidoptera, Pyralidae. Gene Ontology annotation, biological process: response to oxidative stress.
CCUGAGACCAGCUAUGAACGGCUCCGAGCUGCCGUCAGCUCGUCUCGUCCGCACCAAGAUUCUGAGCGAGGGGUACCACGCUGAACAUCACUUCACUCUCCUGGCGUCGAACUUCCUCCUACUUUCUAUUAUCGAUGUUCUAGACGUAUUGUACCUUUUAAGAUACAUCGUUGCCAGCGAAUGUUGUUUGGGCAACACUCCGAACCGCGCCAGUCCUGAUUGCAUCGCGAUCCCGGUCCCCGAGGAUGACCCGUUCCUGCGCCGCAGCGGCGUACGCUGCAUGAACCUCACCAGGUUUAUCACCUUCCAAGACUUCCAAUGUAUACCGAACAGCUUGCCAGCUGAACGAAUAUCAGUCCCGACUCCAUUGCUAGACUUGUCAAUAAUCUACGGGAACACAGACGAGCAGUCAGCAAGAACCAGGACUUACCAGAACGGUCUACUCAGGUCGGAGUUCAGAGAUGGAGUAGAGAGACCCCCCGGCAAUGCUCCAACGUGCAUUUCUAAUAAGCUGCCUAGAGAAACCGCUUGCUUCGAGUUCGGUGAUUCAUUUGACGGGAACACUCUGCCCGGUAUUGCACAGAGCAGCUUGAUAUUCUACAGAGAGCACAAUCGACUCGCCCGAAGAUUAGCCGAGAUCAACGCAUGCUGGAAUGACGAGGAACUCUUUAAAACUGCCAGGGAGAUCAACAUAGCGCAGUGGCAAUACCUGACAUACUAUCAGAUGAUGCCUUUGAUUCUUGGAACGAAGAAUGCACUAGAAGUUGGUAUAAUCUACAACACUGACGGCUACGUGAAUGACUUUGACCAGAAAUACAAACCUGGGGUCUACCACGAGUAUGCUUUGGGUGGCAGGUACUUCCACACUUUCCAGGAGGGAAGAUCGGAUCUAUACAAUAACAAAGGAGAGUAUUUAGGAACCAGAACAAUCAUUGAUGAUGCAUUGCGAUCAGGCAUUUACGAGUUGAACAAUACAGAGGCUGACCUUAACCAGGGUUCGUUCAGACAACCUGCUGCCCGGUUUGAUUACAACCUAGAUCCAGACGUGGCAGAGCGCAUUUUCGAUGGUCUACAACGAGCUUCAGAUUUAAGUGCCAUAGACAUCAAGAGAGGUCGCGACCAUGGUGUACCUUCUUACAAUGCUUACAGGAAGCUCUGUGGUUUGCCCGUUGCCCGCAAAUGGGAAGACUUCAAGGAGAUUGUUCCUGAUAAAUUAGAACAGUUCAAACGCCUCUACCAAGACGUAAAUGACUUAGAAUUGAUGCCCGCAAUCUACAGCGAGAAGUGGCUCAAAGAUGCUUUCGUUGGCCCUACACUGUUCUGCAUCAUGACACAGACCUUGGUGCAGUGGAGGAAAUCUGACAGGCAUUUCUUUGAGCAUGGAGAUAUACCAACUGCCUUGACUUUGCCUCAGCUACAUGAGAUCAGAAAGACAAGCUACGCGCGUCUGAUGUGCGACAGCGCGGUCAGAGUCACACAAAUUCAACCCCAAGUUCUACUUAAUAUAGACAAAGAAAAUCAACUGGUAUCCUGUAAAAAGAUUCCUGGUGCAGACCUCACCAAAUGGGGAGAUCCGAAGUGUCAGAAGAAGGACGACCAUGACAAAGAUCAUAACAAUAUCAUCGACGAACACCCUCCCCACUCUGAUGUCGAUUACAGUUGGAAUGCUUAUGUCGAAAAUAAAUAAUUGACUUCGACGUGGGAACCUAUCGUUCUAUCCUCUCUCUUGCGAGCAUUUUUUCGGUUUCUUCCUCAGCAUACUCUAUUAUCUUCCUUUUCUCCACUUUGCACGGUCUUCGGCAUCAGUGCGCAGACUAUUGGCAUCAAACCGACACCUCUUGCUGCCCCUUCUGGCAGGACUUGGCGUAAACGGUACAGCCAGACAUUAUCCAAACCAGCAAAUCACCCUACGUGAUUUGCUGGUUUAUGCAAGACGUGACUAUACUAGUGUGUAAAACAAACUGUGAAAACAAAAAAAAACACGUAGUGAAUUUCAGGCUGUACUGUACUCUCUCCACCUCUAUAUAAUUGUUUCAUUUAAUUCUACAAUGAACAUUGAUUUACUAUUGCUUACUAUAACAAUGUUCCUCCUUAAAUAAAACACGAAAUUGUUAACUA